AUGAACCCAAGAAUUGGAAUCGGAGUCUUUGUCCGCAAUGCCGAAGGCAAAUUCAUCAUCGGCAAACGUAAGGGCAGUCAUGGCGCUGGUACAUGGGCGCUCCCAGGUGGACACCUCGAGUUUGGUGAAUCCUUCGAAACCUGUGCAGUCCGCGAGACUCUCGAAGAGACAGGUCUCAACAUCACGGACGUGCAGUUCCUGACAGCCACGAAUUCCGUGAUGACAGCUGAGAAUAAGCACUACGUGACUAUUUUCAUGGGUGCGGUGUCCGAGGGAGAUAUUGAUCCACAGAUCCUGGAACCGGAGAAGUGCGAGGGUUGGGAAUGGAUCUCAUGGGAUGAACUGCGGGCGUUCGGAGAGGAGGAGCUGAAGACUGGUGUUGCGGUGGAGGGUCGGAAGCUGUUUAUGCCUCUCUUGGACUUGUAUACACAGUGUCCAGAGUUUAGACUAUGA
Penicillium paradoxum is the source of this 453-nucleotide messenger RNA. RefSeq names its product nucleotide triphosphate diphosphatase NUDT15. Bases 1 to 453 code for a protein of 150 amino acids. NCBI's taxonomy places the organism in Eukaryota, Fungi, Ascomycota, Eurotiomycetes, Eurotiales, Aspergillaceae. The transcript is spliced from 3 exons. Gene Ontology annotation, cellular component: cytosol. The record is from RefSeq and is a predicted model, not a curated record. Gene Ontology annotation, biological process: dGTP catabolic process. Gene Ontology annotation, molecular function: 8-oxo-7,8-dihydrodeoxyguanosine triphosphate pyrophosphatase activity.